UGACCAAACCACCUAUGCUAAGUAGUUUUGUUUAGGUCGAUUAAGACCGAUGUUGGUUAGUUUGGUUUUAGUUGAUGAUAUUACUUAUGCUUUGUGGUUCAUUGCUUUUGUAUGAUUUUCAGAAACUUUAUCCUACUAUCACCGUGCGACUUUUGGAGUAUGAUAAGCAUUUUGAUCAAUAUGGAAGUGAUUUUACGUUUUACGAUUACAACCAUCCCGAAGACUUGCCGUUGGAACUAAAGCAUAAUUACCAGGUUGUAAUUGCCGAUCCUCCUUAUCUGAGCAAGGAGUGUUUAGAGAAAGUUGCUCAAAAAAUAUAUUUUCUUGCGCACCUAGAAGAAUCCUUCUUGCUUUUGCUUACAGGAGAAGUGCAGACGGAUAGAGCUGCAGAUCUUUUGGGCUUGCGUCCAUGCAAUUUUCGGCCACAGCACUCUAGCAAACUUGGAAACGAGUUUCGGCUGUUCACAAAUUAUGACCCUCUGGAGCGAUUAGGAGGAUGGGUGCAAGAAAAAUAGUUACCCUUUGAAGUAACGGAUGAAAAAAUGGCCCGGCUUUUCUGCUCAACUGUCCUCUUAGAAAAUAUGCGGACAAGCCUUCUUUAAUGCUAAGAUUCUGCGAUCAAAACUCAAAACCAUGCACUGCCUUUCCUUCCAUGUUGUUCCAACUCUUUUUUACUUCUUUCUUGAAGUAGCUGUGUAGGAUACUUGUGUCCAACAAUAUAUCUGGACUUGUUUAUGGGAAUGUUAACUUCUAAAGAUUCUCCAAAUGCUUGAAAAAUUUUAAAAAUUUAAGAUGUGGAGAGCAUCCGGAACCAGGAACG
Molecule: messenger RNA, 820 nt
Organism: Hibiscus syriacus
Lineage: Eukaryota; Viridiplantae; Streptophyta; Magnoliopsida; Malvales; Malvaceae
Product: EEF1A lysine methyltransferase 1-like
Exons: 4
Coding region: 75-515 (146 amino acids)
Biological process (GO): methylation
Molecular function (GO): nucleic acid binding; protein-lysine N-methyltransferase activity
Source: RefSeq, a predicted model, not a curated record